CACAACAAACAAAUACAAGCUUGUGCUUGUCGGAGAGACAGAGAGCUAGAGAAAGAGAGAAAUGGGAGAUCAAAAGCCAAGCGCUGGGAUGUUGAGCCGAGUGUAUACUAAGCUAAAACCAUACCUGGCUAUGAUCUCCCUCCAGUUUGGUUAUGCAGGGAUGUACAUCAUUACCAUGGUCACACUGAAUCAAGGCAUGAACCACUAUGUGCUUGUUGUGUAUCGUCACGCAGUUGCCACCCUUGUUAUGGCUCCAUUCGCACUUGUCCUCGAAAGUAAAAUAAGGCCGAAGCUCACGUUCCCAAUCCUUAUGAAAAUAAUGGUGCUUGGAUUAUUGGAGCCAGUGAUUGAUCAGAACUUCGUCUACUUGGGGAUGCAGUAUACAUCAGCAACCUUUGCAUCUGCCACUGUGAAUGUCCUCCCAGCUAUUACCUUUAUAAUGGCACUUAUUUUCAGGAUGGAGAGAGUUAAUUUGAAGAAGAUACAUAGUAUAGCAAAGAUCAUUGGGACUAUAAUCACAGUCAGUGGAGCUAUGGUGAUGACCUUAUACAAAGGCCCUAUCUUGGAUAUAAUAGGGAACCUCGCCCAAGGAAACCACCAUGCAAUCGGCAAUGGUUCUGCCAGUCACCACUGGGUCCUUGGCACAGUAUUGCUCCUUGCUCGUACUUUUGGUUGGUCUGGUUUCUUCAUACUCCAAUCAAUCACAUUGAAGGACUACCCGGCACAGCUCUCUCUGACGACUUUGAUAUGCUUGAUGGGCACGCUGCAAGGUUCAGCUGUGGCAUUUGUAAUGGAGCGCGACAUGUCUGCGUGGGUGGUUGGCUGGGACUUGAGGCUUCUAGCUGCAGUUUAUUCUGGGGUGGUUUGCUCCGGUAUUGCAUAUUAUGUGCAAGGAGUGGUAAACCGUGAGAGAGGUCCCGUGUUUGUGACAGCAUUCAGCCCUCUCUGCAUGAUCAUUACCGCGGUUCUGGAGGCCAUUGUUCUAGCUGUGCCAAUCCGCCUCGGAAGUUUAAUUGGAGCAGUUGUCAUAGUCCUUGGCCUUUACUUUGUGGUGUGGGGAAAAAGCAAAGACCCCAGUUUGAGCUCAGGAAAGAUAAUGAGUGAGGAAGGCGAAGCUAAUGAAUUGCCAAUUGUGGACAAAACUAGAUCAGCCAUUGCUGAUGGAAGUGGUAAAUGAGCUCAGAAAGUUGAAGACACCAAUAAAGAUCCCUUAAGGAGGAGGAUAAACAUUGUCUCUCUUUCUCUAUCUAAUUUUAUGAAAAUAUAUAUAUAUUUAGCUUUUCACUUUACCUUAGAUUGAGAUUCCAAAUGUUCGCUUAACUUAUUAUAAUUUUUGUCUGAGCACUGUUUUAAUGCUUA
This is a messenger RNA of Cornus florida, 1359 nucleotides long. Its product is annotated as WAT1-related protein At1g21890-like. Bases 62 to 1177 code for a protein of 371 amino acids. NCBI's taxonomy places the organism in Eukaryota, Viridiplantae, Streptophyta, Magnoliopsida, Cornales, Cornaceae. The record is from RefSeq and is a predicted model, not a curated record. The transcript has 7 exons. Gene Ontology annotation, cellular component: plasma membrane. Gene Ontology annotation, molecular function: transmembrane transporter activity.